This is a messenger RNA of Parastagonospora nodorum SN15, 843 nucleotides long. RefSeq lists its product as hypothetical. Gene Ontology annotation, molecular function: trans-2-enoyl-CoA reductase (NADPH) activity. NCBI's taxonomy places the organism in Eukaryota, Fungi, Ascomycota, Dothideomycetes, Pleosporales, Phaeosphaeriaceae. The record is from RefSeq and is a predicted model, not a curated record. Gene Ontology annotation, biological process: phytol metabolic process. Gene Ontology annotation, cellular component: peroxisome. The transcript has 3 exons. The coding region runs from base 1 to 843 and encodes 280 amino acids.
AUGACCGAAGCCAACACAAAGACCCAGACGCAAUUGGACUCGGAGCAUUUCUCGCCGUACCGCGCGGAUGGGAAGUUGCCCGUGGGCAAGGCCAUAGUGACUGAAUUAGCUGAACCAUACUCGGAGCUCGCAGACGCCGUCAACGCGCAAUUCCCAAACACAAAAGUCAUCGGGUACCCAUACAACAUCACCUCCGAGGAAGCCACGCUCGCACUCAUCGACGACGUGCUGAACUCCUGGGGCCGCCUGGAUAUCUGGACGUCUUCAACGUCGCACCUCGGACCCCCCUCGAUUCAAUCCACCAGCCCAAAUGACCUGCUCAACGCUUUCGAAACAAACGCCAUGCCCGCCUUCUUCGCGCUCAAAUACGCGCCCGCUGCGAUGCAGAAGACCACGCCGAAAGGUUCAUACCCCAACGCGGCCCCCAAAGACGCGCCCUAUGGGAGUAUCAUAGUGGUUACCUCCGUGGCUGGCACAUACGGCGGCUGCUGGUCACCCGCGUUCAGCAUGGCGUCGCAUGCAGCGCUGGGAUGCGUGCGAUCCGGCGUGUUGGUGUUGAAAGGUACCGGGGUGAGGAUCAAUGCGAUAGCCGCGGGGCAGAUUGACGUUGGGGUGGAUUUGGCGGGGGGCGAGGACAUGGAGAAGGGCCAGUUUCCGCCGGCGCAGUUGCAGGGGGAAGAUGCGCAGAGGCGGCUGAUUGGAUUGGAGAGGGCGGGGAGGCCUGAGGAGGUGGCAAGGGCGGUCGGGUUUUUGGCGAGUGGGUUUAGUAGUUAUAUCACUGGGAGUGAGAUUCGGGUGGAUGGGGGCGCGGGGGUUAUGAAUCCGAUUAUGGUGCCUGUUUAG